Molecule: messenger RNA, 4037 nt
Organism: Pimephales promelas (fathead minnow)
Lineage: Eukaryota; Metazoa; Chordata; Actinopteri; Cypriniformes; Leuciscidae
Gene: mylk3
Product: myosin light chain kinase 3
Biological process (GO): positive regulation of apoptotic process; intracellular signal transduction; protein phosphorylation
Cellular component (GO): nucleus
Molecular function (GO): protein serine/threonine kinase activity; ATP binding
Source: RefSeq, a predicted model, not a curated record
UUGUUGAAGCUUAACGAUUCUGCUAAUUAUUUAGUAUUAACCAUGGUUUCAUUCCAGAUGAGGUGAGAGAGAGGCAGUUGUAGCAUAUCAUUAAUCCUCAUACCCAUGUCCACAGAGGUUUAUUUUUACUUAAAAUGUCAACCAAUGUCACGUCACGUUCCAAUGACGAGGGUGUCAUAGGUGAUUUAGUUGUGAUAGGGUGGAUCCAAUGGUUGAAUCUCAAAUCAAAAUGGAUGCUACUGUGUAGCAAUGAAUUAAAAAAGAAAACGUGAUAAGACAAUGAACGAGAGAGAUACCAACUUUCUUGUCUCUACCUAAUGACUGGCCAUUUACAGAGGUCAUUCCUUGCAUGCCCACCUGUCAGCAGCAUCUGCUGAGGAGAAAUUAAAUGUUUUGGUGACGUCAAGACUGAGAGCGCUGGAACUUUGGCAAUCACCAAGGCCCACUAUAGCUCAUAUAAAAGGCCCAGAGAGAGAGAGAGAGAGAGAGAGAAGGGGACGCAAAAUAGAAGUGGAGAGAUAAGAUACCCGAUGGAGGUGUUUAUUUAAGUGGUGUCAUGUCUCUGGCACGUACCAACAACAGGGUUGCCUGAGCUGUCUGUUUUGUAAGAGGCACACAAUAGACAAGAGUAGAGACCAACGGGGGAACUGAUCAGUGGGGCUUCCUCUUUUUCUGCAUUUUCGCAUUGCACUGAGUGUGACUGCGGCAGCCAUGAGUAAACAGACUCUGGCCACUUGUAUUGCCAAGAUGUAUGAAGGCAGCAGGCCGGAGAACUCCGGAACUCCAUCUGGGACAGUCAAGAAGCCGAGUCCAACUCUGAUAGGUAGUCUGAGCAAUGUGGAGGUCAAGUUAAACAACCUGGAGGGGAAGGUGGAACAGAUUGAACUUACCCAGACAGAGGUGCUUCACAAGCUGAGCUUAUUGUGUCAAGGGAUGGAGGCACUAGAAAGGAGCCUUGUGCAGCACAAGCAGGGGGUUCAAGAAUCAAACGGGAUCAAAAAUGGCCAGCGAGAGAGCAACAAGCUCCCUUUGCUGACUGAGGUCAGGUCACUUUGUGGGGAAACUGUGGAUCUGCUUCAUAAUCUCAAGCAGGAGAGUCAGCAGCAGAGAAAGAAGAUCGAAUGUAUGGAAAGUUCUUUGUCCACUCUGGAGAAAGUAAUAGGGUAUGUGGGAGAUGCUUUCCGUAACUCAAAAAUAGUGGAGUUCAUCCUCAAUGGAGUGGUGCCAUGGAGAAGACAAGGCCCUCUGGACACUGUAGAGGAAGAGAAAAACAAACCAGAUGGCAACAGCAUUAAACCAAAUGACAGUUACUGCCACCAGAGCACACAGACUUCAGAGGAGGUGAUUACAGCUGAGACUGAGCUGCAGAAGCCGGAGGUCACUGUUCCCACUGAUCCCAGCAGCCUACCUUCUCCUGAAGCCCUUAGAGGAGCAAGUGAACCUCAGAUACCUGUUAGAGAAAUCUCCAAAGACUUACGAAAGGCCAAAGAAGUCACAGUGAAGAGCAGAGCGCCUGCGCAGGUCCAGACGUUUGGUCCUGAAAUCCAGCUGGAGGCUGAGGAUAUUGACAUUUAUUGUGUACCCAAGCAAGAGACAGACAGCUCAACCGCUACACAAGCUAAUGCUGAAUGUGUCACUGUGACAACAACUAAAGUGGAAAAAGAUUCGUCUCUUCAGCAAGAGAGGGCUCAUGAACAGGCAGAUGUUUCACAGGAUGGCAAUGAGGCUUCACUCGAGACGAUAUUUAAUGGACAACAAGUUGAGCCGAAGGUUGAGGUUCCUCACAAACAGACAGAGGUUUCACAGGUUGGCGACAAGGCCCUUUUGAAACAAAAGCUGGAGAAGAAGGUGGAUGUUCCUCACAAAACUCAGCUCUGCACCGAAGAGCCUCUCAACAAGGAUGCAGAGGUUAAGUCACAACAUAAAGACACAAUAGAGAUGGUAGCACCUGUGCCAAAACAUGAUGAGAGAAAGACAGGAUCUGAGCCAGCUAUCAAGAGAAAUGAAAAUAAAACUGAGUCUGACCCAAUCAUUUUGGAGUCUGACCCAAUAAAGAACUGUGCCGCUCCUAGUCCACAUAACACAACCUUUGUUGAGGAAGAAAAAGCUAAAUUAGCACCUCUGAGAAAAGAAGAGACACAGCUACUGAUCAUCGAUGACAGUCCAUCUCUUCCAGCUCCAUUCGAGCAUCGCAUCGUCAGUGCCAAGCAGGUUCCCAUGAACUCAUAUUACGCAGUCAACCCCAAUGAUGUGCUGGGCGGGGGCCGUUUUGGACAGGUACACAAGUGUGCAGAGUUGUCGUCUGGUCUUAUGCUUGCUGCUAAAAUUAUAAAGGUCCGGGGAAUGAAAGAGAGGGAUGAAGUGAAAAAUGAGAUUGGAGUUAUGAACCAGUUAAACCAUGUGAACCUGAUUCAGCUGUACGAUGCGUUCGAGUCUCGGACUAACCUCACACUCAUUAUGGAAUAUGUGGAAGGUGGUGAAUUGUUUGACCGAAUCAUUGAUGAGAAUUACCAGCUGACGGAGAUGGAUGCCAUUGUGUUUACCAGGCAGAUUUGUGAGGGGGUUCAGUACCUUCACCAGCAGUACAUUCUCCAUUUAGAUCUUAAGCCAGAAAACAUCUUAUGUGUGAACAGCACAGGGAAUCAGAUCAAGAUCAUUGACUUUGGACUCGCCAGAAAGUAUAGACCCAGAGAAAAGCUGAAGGUCAACUUCGGAACCCCAGAGUUCCUGGCACCAGAAGUUGUCAACUAUGACUUUGUGUCAUUUCCUACAGACAUGUGGAGUGUUGGUGUCAUCACAUACAUGCUUUUGAGUGGCCUUUCUCCAUUCUUGGGUGACAAUGACACAGAAACAAUGAACAACAUUCUGCACUCCAAAUGGGAAUUUGACGCAGAGGCAUUUGAGCAUGUGUCAGAAGAAGCUAAAGACUUCAUUUCCAGCCUCCUUGUGCCCGCUAAAUGCAGCCGUCUGAGUGCAUCAGGAUGCAUGAAGCAUAGCUGGCUAAAUAACCUGGAGGACAAAGCCAAGAUGUACAAAGUUCGGCUCAAGUCACAAAUGAGGCUUCAGCGUUACCUUGCUGCUCACCGUCAGUGGAAGAAACAUUUCUAUGCAGUCACUGCAGCAAACAGGUUGAAGAGGUUUCAGCAGAGCAGAUCAGUUAGCGUGCCAAAUUAGUUAUUAACCUGGAGGACAGUGUCUGUAGCUUACGAGGACAUCACAAUGUCACACACUGGAAAAGGAACAUGUCUCAAUUUGUUGAACGAUUUGAAAUGGCUUUGUAGAAAAUGUUUAAUAUGCUCUUGCCUUGUUUAUAGCCAGUGUAAUAGUAUCUUGUUAAAACGUGUCUUUUUUAUGCACCUUGUUUGAAACACUGUUGCAUUUAAUUUUCACCUAAUCAUGCUUUCACACCAGGAGUGUACGGCAUGGAUCACAAGGUGUGCUUUUGAACCACAUGAAAAGCUGUUGUCCCUUCUGUGAAGGUGUUUUUCUUGGGCACUACUGCCUUAUCUUAGUAUUUGAAAGAAAGUGGUUUUGGUUCUCGUUUCAGUAUCUUAUAUUAGUAAAAAAAAAAAAAAUAUAUAUAUAUAUAUAUAUAUAUAUAACAUAGCAUGAAGAUUUGAUGUAGUCAUCCUAAAUGUUUUGUUUAGCACAUUGAUUAGAUCUGGAAACAAAAUCUAAAUAAGAGACUCAACUGGCAUGGUCAUGGUCAUUUAAAAUGAGAACUCUUUUCACUGGUUGUUCAAGAACAUUUGAAUGUUAACAUUGUGACUUAAAACUGCUUUCUACGAAUUUAUUGCAUUGUACACAUUUAUAUUAUAGUUGCAUAACCACAAACACAUAAACAAAGGUGGUUCUGAUCUUGACAUAGCAACUUACAAAGAGCACUGAAGUUAGCAAGGAAUUCUCUAUCAUAGCUCAUAUAGUGCUAGUAUAGAAAUCAUUGUAUUGGUUAUUAACAGACUUGUGACAAAAUAGCCUCUGUAGAAAAUGAGCGUUUAAUCAAGACAUUAAAAACAUGAGAAACCAAGAAAAUUAAA